Molecule: messenger RNA, 1942 nt
Organism: Amyelois transitella
Lineage: Eukaryota; Metazoa; Arthropoda; Insecta; Lepidoptera; Pyralidae
Product: maspardin
Exons: 5
Coding region: 116-1078 (320 amino acids)
Source: RefSeq, a predicted model, not a curated record
CAGUUAGAAUUUUGGACUUGUAAACAAAUAACGUGUAAUAGAUAGAUAGAUACACCUUGACCGUAUUUAUUAGUUUCAAUACAUUAUUCCCAUAUAGUCUUGUUAACAUUUCAUUAUGAGCUGCGUUAGUGAUUUAUCCCAAUCUAAUGAGUAUCUCAGUUUCAGAAGUAGUAUUCCUUUAAGAAAAGUCGUCGUAGAUUCCGAUGGAUCAAAGGCUUGGAAAAUUUUUGACUCUGGUCCAAAAUCAGUUAGCUGUCCGCUGAUAUGCUUGCCACCAAUUUCUGGUACAGCAGACAUUUUCUUCAAGCAAGUGAUGGGCCUGGCCACUCGCGGUGUGCGGGUCAUAGCAGCAGAACCUCCCCCUUAUUGGAAUAUGAAAGAAUGGUGUGAUGGCUUCAAGAGACUUGUAGAUUAUUUAGAACUAGACAAAGUUCACAUACUAGGGGCAUCUUUAGGUGGAUUUAUAGCCCAAAAAUUUGCAGAGCUGACAAGGAACUGUCCACGAGUAGCAUCACUGGUUCUCUGCAACACAUUCACAGACACAUCUGUGUUUGAGUACAAUGAUUCAUCAGCACUGUUCUGGAUGCUGCCUUCACUUGUCUUAAAGAGGAUGCUAAUGGGAAAUUUCACAAGUGAUAAAGUUGACAAAAGGAUGGCUGAAUCUAUUGAUUUUAUGGUAGAAAGAUUAGAAUCUCUUACACAAUCUGAACUGGCUUCAAGACUGACCCUCAACUGUACUCCAUGUUUCGUGCAACCAGAACAUUUGAAAAACAUUCCAAUAACAAUCAUGGAUGUUUGGGAUGAAAGCGCAUUAAGCUCAGAAGUUAGGGAGAACAUAUAUAAGUCUUAUCCACAUGCUAAGCGGGCACAUUUGAAGAGUGGUGGGAACUUUCCAUACCUGAGUAGGAGCGAUGAAGUGAAUUUACACUUACUGAUCCAUUUAAGGCAAUUCGAUGGCACGGGUGUAGCGGCGUCAUACUUAAGUCUUCACAAAAUGCCAGCCCCUUCCAACACUCAACAAGACGAAGGCACAGUAAGCUACUUCAACCAGCGAGAGAAGUUUGUCAAAAUAUCGUAAAUAUCAUUGUAAUGUACCUUUGUAAUAUUGAUGUUUAUUGUCCAUUUUACGUAACCAAACUAAAGGUAAACAAUCUUGAAAUUUAGUUCUUAUCCAAAAAAUGUAUUUCUAAAAAGUUAUGGUUAAUAGAUAAAGUAAUUUAUGAUAAUAUCUUUUAUAUCAUUGUUUUCUUCUUCAGGCUAUGAAUUAUUAUUAUUUCAACAAAAAUUAUGUAUCAAUAUUUUAUAACUUUAUUACCUACCUAUAUACUUUAACCUAAGACUAUUAUUUAUUGUAGGAUUUACCUGAGUAAAAAGUGCGCCCUAGUGAAUUCCAUUGGCAGAAAUGUAAAGUUACAAACAAAAUACAACUCUUUCUUUUAUAGAUAAUAACAUGGUAACAAGUUUUUUUCUCGCAUUAUCUCAUUAAUUACCAAAAUAAAGGUGUGACUUUCAGUUGAGAUUUUUUGUGUUUUCAAUCUGCCUACCUACAAAAUGUGUCUUUUAGUACGGCGCUAGUGAGCAGUGUAGAUACACAAACGUAAAUGAAAAAAGAAAGUAAUAGUUAAACCGUGUGUUGAAUUAAAAAUAUUUUUAUGUAAGAGGUAAGAGGAUAGAUAUAUAUAUAUAUAUAUAUAUAUAUAUAUAUGUAUUUAUAUGUAGAUACGGUAAGAGGAUGUGGAUGAAGGAUGUUAAUAAGUAUGUGUUAAAAUCAAUUAUAUGUAUACGUACAAAAUUUCGUCACAUUGUACUUUUAAAAUUACGAUGAUAUUGUUAUUGCGGCGUAUCAACAAAGACUGUUAAAAUUGUUAUGUUUAUCAUUCCUAUACAAUGUUAUAAUGCUUUAUUUAAUUAGGCAAUAAGAAAGAGUUUGCAAUAAAUAUAU